Corylus avellana is the source of this 2339-nucleotide messenger RNA. RefSeq names its product AGC (cAMP-dependent, cGMP-dependent and protein kinase C) kinase family protein. Gene Ontology annotation, molecular function: protein serine/threonine kinase activity; ATP binding. NCBI's taxonomy places the organism in Eukaryota, Viridiplantae, Streptophyta, Magnoliopsida, Fagales, Betulaceae. The record is from RefSeq and is a predicted model, not a curated record. Gene Ontology annotation, biological process: protein phosphorylation.
AGAAGCACAUAAAAAGUCCUUCACGUACAAAGCAGGAGUCUCCACUUUUCAACACAAAAAGGCUACGGAGCAUCGAAUGGCGCAUCAUCACCAACACUUUGUGCUCCUCUCCACUGUUCCUUCCACGCUGAAACUCGCGGACUCUCCGGUUCCUCCGUCUCUCUUCCUCUAGGGUUUUGCCUCCGCUGCUCUGCUUCUCUUCUACGCUCCCUACGAGCAAAUGCAUUGGACACGAAUCCAUGAUGCAUCGGCAGCUAUGAUGAAAUGUUUACUCUAUAAUUGUUGGUGAGAUAAGGUAAAAUGGGCCUUUGAAAGUGUGGAUUUACACGGUGUGAGGUAUUAACUGAGUGAAAGAAAAUGGACAAGGCAAGGAGUUGGUUCAGUAAGUUUACCUCAAAAGACAAGUCGAAGCAUUUGAAAAAGAAGGAAACUGCAGGGAGUGGGAAGGAGGUGUCAAAGGCACCGAUGAGUGAGGAAGCGCCUUCAAAUGUGACUAAACAGAAGGUUGCGGCUGCAAAGCAGUAUAUAGAAGACCAUUACAAGAAGCAGAUGAAGAACCUGCAGGAGAGGAAGGAGCGACGUAAUGUACUUGAAAAGAAGUUGGCUGAUGCUGAGGUCUCAGAGGAAGAGCAGUACAACUUGUUAAAGUAUUUGGAGAAGAAGGAAACUGAAUAUAUGCGCCUUCAAAGGCAUAAGAUGGGUGCUGAUGAUUUUGAGCCAUUGACGAUGAUAGGGAAGGGUGCAUUUGGAGAGGUUAGAAUCUGUCGCGAGAAGGCAACAGGUCAUGUAUAUGCUAUGAAGAAGCUUAAGAAAUCGGAGAUGCUUCGCAGAGGCCAGGUUGAACAUGUGAAAGCUGAGAGGAAUCUACUUGCAGAGGUUGAUAGCAAUUGCAUUGUCAAGCUCUAUUGUUCCUUCCAAGAUGACGAGUAUUUAUAUCUAAUUAUGGAAUAUCUACCGGGUGGAGAUAUGAUGACUUUAUUGAUGCGCAAGGAUACACUGACAGAAGAUGAGGCCAGGUUUUAUGUUGCGGAAACAGUCCUAGCUAUUGAGUCCAUCCAUAAACAUAACUAUAUUCAUAGAGAUAUCAAGCCAGAUAACUUGCUGCUUGAUAGAGAUGGUCACAUGAAAUUGUCAGAUUUUGGAUUAUGUAAACCCCUAGACUGUAGUAAUCUCCAAGAAAAGGAUUUUUCUGUUGGAAACAACCUUAGUGGGGCUCUUCAAAGUGAUGGACGCCCUAUGGCACCAAGACGCACACAACAGGAGCAACUUCAGCAUUGGCAGAGGAACAGGAGAAUGCUUGCUUAUUCUACUGUUGGAACACCUGAUUAUAUUGCCCCAGAAGUUUUGCUGAAGAAAGGAUAUGGGAUGGAAUGUGAUUGGUGGUCUCUUGGCGCCAUCAUGUAUGAAAUGCUCGUGGGAUAUCCACCCUUUUAUUCAGAUGAACCUAUGUCAACUUGUAGGAAGAUAGUUAACUGGAGAACUCAUUUGAAAUUUCCAGAAGAAGCAAAAUUGUCUCCAGAAGCAAAGGAUCUCAUUAGUAAAAUGUUAUGUAAUGUUGAUCAUAGGCUUGGAACGAAAGGCGCAGAUGAAAUAAAGGCUCAUCCGUGGUUCAAAGGCAUUGAAUGGGACAAAUUGUAUCAAAUGAAAGCUGCAUUUAUUCCUGAGGUCAAUGAUGAAUUGGAUACUCAAAAUUUUGAGAAGUUUGAAGAGGCUGACAACCAAAUCCAAACUUCAUCUAAAGCAGGUCCAUGGAGAAAGAUGUUGUCGUCUAAAGAUAUCAACUUUGUUGGAUACACGUAUAAGAACUUUGAAAUUGUAAAUGAUCAUCAAUUACCCGGAAUUGCUGAAUUAAAGAAGAAGAGCACAAAAUCUAAGAGGCCCUCCAUCAAGUCCCUUUUUGAUGACGAGUCAGGCAAGGCUGGCAGUCAACCUACUCAGGGGAGCUUUUUGAACCUCUUGCCUCCCCAACUAGAAGUCCCUGAGAAACGGAAUCAAUCCUAGUGAGGUGCACUAAUUUUUCUUAUAACAUCAGAUUGCCACCAGAUCCAACAAAAGAGCGUUUUGUUCUUUGGUGAAUGGCCUUUGUUUUACUGCUUCCUGCAUUUGGUUAUUUUAGAGUGAGUUUUUGGGGCGAAGGCCCUAAACGAGUUGUUUGGUCUCUGUAAAAUAUCUUCUGGAAAUAUAUAUUCUUUGAAAAUCGUGUAUUCUUCCUUUUUCUCCUUUGUAAUGCUGAAAAAAAAUUCUUGUAUAAUACCAGCUUCAUUAUUCAUGUAAUUAACUUACUGUUAGUGUUGAUUAUAGUUGCACUACUUAUAUAUGAAAUAGAAGAAUUUGAUUAA